Molecule: messenger RNA, 993 nt
Organism: Aspergillus ruber CBS 135680
Lineage: Eukaryota; Fungi; Ascomycota; Eurotiomycetes; Eurotiales; Aspergillaceae
Product: extracelular proline-glycine rich protein
Exons: 1
Coding region: 1-993 (330 amino acids)
Source: RefSeq, a predicted model, not a curated record
AUGAAGCCUCAAACCGCUGCCCUCCUCCUCACCCUCUGCGGCUCUGCUUUGGCCGUUCCCGUCCCCAACAACGAGAAGCCCCAAGAACAGCCGACUGCUGCUGGCUCAGUGGCGUCUGUGACUGGUGCCCCUUCAAGCCUGCCUGUUGGCUUCCCUCAGGAGUCCGGCACUCCUGCUGGCGCUCCCUCCGGCUUGCCUUCGAACUUCCCUCCGGCCCCUGGUCCCUCCGGGUUCCCCUCUGCUCCUUCUGACGCUGCUUCGCACAGCUUCGCACCCUCAGGCCCCGCUCCUUCGGGCCCUGCUCCCUCCGGUGGCGCUUUUGGCUCGAACCAAUUUGGAUCUAACCCGUUUGGUUCGGCUCCGUUCGGCACUGCACCAUUCGGUGCUGGCCCUACUCCUUCUGGCCCUCCUCCGUUCGGCGGUCCCUCCGGAUUCCCCUCUGGUACUCCCUCUGGCCCAUCGCAGGGCCCCAAGCCCACUGGUGGCUUUGGCCAGCAGCAGCAGAAGCGCUCUCAGCCUUCUGAGGAGGGUCAGAAACAGGGCCAGUUUGGUGAGGAAGGUGGUCCUCCGUUUGCCUCGGGCGCUAUUCCUUCCGGCCCUGCUCCCUCGGGCCCUACCCCCUCAGGCCCCGCUCCCUCUGAUGGUCCCGGGGGCUUCGGUGGCCCUCCCGGUGGUUUCGGUGGCCCUAAGCCCUCUGGCCCUGCUCCCUCGGGUGCCUCUCCCUCGGGCGGCUUCGGCGGCUUCGGCGGUCCCUCGCCGUUCGGUGGCUUUGGUGCUGGUCCCUCGGGCGCUGCUCCUUCUGGCCCUGCUUCCUCUGGCGGUGCUUUCGGCCCCAACCCCUUUGGCUCGAACCCUUUCGGUUCUAGCCCUUUCGGUUCUAACCCAUUCGGCUCUGCUCCCUUCGGUGCUGGCCCUACUCCCUCGGGCCCUGCUCCUUCUGGCUCUGCGCCCUUUGGAACUCCCUCUGCCUUCCCUACUCCUUUCGCGCAGUAA